GACACACUGCAAAGUGACGUCACGCACGGAUGACUGCCGAUGAUGACUACCAUUGGUUUUAGUUUCAAGUUGUCAACAUAACAUGCUAAAUCUUAAAUGUAUACGUGACAUAAAAGAUAAAGGGAUGCAGCGCUUUGCUACUUACUGUCAACACUACGACAACUAGGUAACAAAAACUAGGAGAGGGAGGCCAGUCAAUCAUGCUAGCUUGACUUUGACAACCUUGACAUGUAGAUGUGCUGCAGAAUUUGGUGUGUUUCCUUCAGUAAAAAAAAAAGACGACCUACAUACCAACUCUGACAGAUCAUCAAUAGAGCAGGUGAUUAAAUUAACUAAUCAACUGUUACUGUGUGAGCACAGUAACAGUUUAAUUGUAGUUGAUCAUCUGAACAUGAUCAACUACAAAAUAAACAUCAAGCUUAAAACAUAAAACUGUGACGGACUGAAUGUUUUGUUGCUUUUGUGGAAGAUUUUUGCGUGUUUUUUUGUGCUGAAUUAUGAUACACUCGUGGAGCUGUAGUCAAUCAGUUACUAUGGCAAUAAGUCUGUGUGUAACAUAGCUGACAGAGCGAGGAAAAACAAAGAAUGACAGUGGUUUUGAAUAAUUCCCCAAUGGUUUUUCUGUGUUAUUUUUCCCUUAGCUGAGGCGCUCUGCACUAAAUAACACCAACAUCUUCAGGUUUCAUUUAGUUAACAGAAUGGUUCUACUACAGUAGCUCUGUGGAUGACAUGUAAAAGAAUUGCCUUUUUGCCCUCCAGCGUUGUGCGCGUUACGGUGUUUGUACUGGUGUGUGUGCUGACACUAAUGGUGGCCAGUCCAGACAAUAGAUACAGCAAGGCUGGUCUCUACGCCAUCUUUGCUACCCAGAGUAAUGACUUUGCCUUGGGAUACCCAAUUGUCGACGCUUUGUAUCGAAGCACGUACCCAGAAUACCUGCAGUACAUCUACCUAGUCGCCCCGGUUUCCCUCAUGCUCCUCAACCCCAUCGGCUUUGCUCUCUGUGAAGUGCAAAGGUGGAGGCAGGAGAGCCAUCUGCAACACAAUAGUCUUGGCAUUCUGGGAAUUGUAGUUUUACAGGUGUUGAAGAAUCCAAUAGUGUUCAUGGUGAUAGUGGGAAUCAUCUCUCAUUUUGCCCUGGGAGAACAGAUUCCAUCCGUUCUUUCUGAGUUCAUUGACGGCCUGGCCAACUCCUUUGGAGGAGCAGCGUUGUUUUACCUUGGCCUCACUAUGGUCGGCCAGCUAAGAAAACUAACCAGAGACACUGGAGUUACCCUGAUUCUCCUCAUAACAGCCAAACUCCUGGUGAUGCCGUUGGUCUGCAAAGACAUGGUGGACAUCCUGGAUGUCGGGGUGAACAGCACAAGUCCGAACCACACCAGUUUAUCCAAUUUUGCUUUUGUCUACGGAGUCUUUCCAACUGCACCAAGCGUGGCUAUAUAUGCCGGCCACUACAACAUGGAGCUGGAGGUGGUGACGUCUGGGAUGGUGAUCAGCACUUUUUUGUCGGCUCCGAUCAUGUACGUGUCAGCCUGGUUGUUGACCAUUCCUUUGAUGGACCCUAGUCCCCUGGUGGCAGAGCUGGAAAAUGUCAGCUUCAACAUCAGCAUCAUCAGCCUCAUAGGACUGGUCUGGACCAUCGCUGUGAUGUUGCUUAGCAGGAAAUUUAAUCAGCUCCCUCAUCUAUUCGUGUUGAAUCUUUUCCUGGCUCAGUUCUUAGUGUGCAUUAGCAUGAUCCUAUGGAACUUCCUGGUGAAACAAGAAGAUAAUUUCCUCAGUAAAGGUCUCACCUUCACUCUAUUGUAUGGAUCUCUGUACAGCACUUACAUCUGGACAGGUUUAAUCCCUCUGUGUCUGGCUCUGACUAACAGAGAUGAUCUGCUGAGACUCAGACCUGGGGUCUUCAUGGCUGUGGGCUGGGGGAUUCCCUUUGUGAUGGUUGGACUCCUUCUCAUAUCAGGAGAAAGAACAGAAACCCUUGACUCUGCCUUCUUCUAUGGCAGAGCUCAGAUAAUCAGCUCUGCUGUGGUUCUGGCGGUGAGCCUGGCCCUCGGUGCCGUUUCUCUGAUGGGUCUGAGCCUGGGGGGCCGGGAGCAAGUCGGGUAUGAAGCCCUGAGCCGAGCUGCUGUUACCGGCAUCAACGACGAACUGAGGAUCCCUGCUGACCUGGAAGAUCAACAGCAGCAGGAGGCCAACUCCACAAAUUCUCCCACCUGCGGCAUCAAUUCAUAUUUCCACAACAUUUCUCCUCUCCAAACCAGGCCUGACAUGAUGGCCAGCACACAGAGCACAGGCCACAGCGGGGCACUGUGCGACGGACAGCAGCCGAGAUCAUCGGACUCGGAGCAGCCGCUGGAUUUGCCACCUCCAGGCCUUCAGAGCAGCGAUGAUAAGCAGACUGUGAGACACAUGUUGCUCUGUCUGCUGCUCAGUGUCAGUCUGCUGGCGAAUCUGUCCAGCUGUCUGUGGUGGCUGUUCAACAAAGAUCCAGGCCGGCUUUACCUGGAGCUGCAGUUUUUUUGUGCUGUGGCCAACUAUGGGCAGGGUUUCCUUUCAUUUGGAAUAUUUGGUCUGGACAGACACCUCAUCAUUGUGCCGUUCAAGAAGAGGUUUCUCAGCCUGUGGCAUAAUCGAGACGGAGAGGAUUUGAGUCCGUCUGCUGUGCCUGAGGACGUCCGACUCACCUGUACCCAGUUUGUCCGCUACCACAAAGACCAGUGUGUACAAGACAUAGUACACACUCACAGUGGCUCAGGGGAGAGUGUGAAUGCUUCGGCAGGUGAAUCAUUCCUCUAAUUGUCACAGGUUUAGAGGAGUGAAGCAGGAGAAUGGAAUUGGACGUUGCUUUUCCCAUCAUCCCCAGUAUUUAAACACAAAUCCUCAGAGACAUGGCAAGUCACAGAAUCUGCACUGGAAUUACAGUCCAGACGAAUCAUGCAACCAAACUUCACUUCCUUCCAACAUGGAGGUGCCAGAUGAACACCUCGGAUACAUUCCUACCCUUCAGGGACACAAUGACCUCUACUCAAGGCUGCCCCAGCCUGUCUUUCGAGGCAGUGACUUGGUGGAGUGGUUAACGGAGCGAGGUUUGUGCGCCAGACGUUCGUCUUCAGCGAAGGGGAGUGGUGAGCCACCUGACAGGCCAGCAGAGCUUCAGGGACGAGCCCACUCUAACCUACUACUUCCUACAGGAGGAGGGACGGCC
Molecule: messenger RNA, 3203 nt
Organism: Poecilia reticulata (guppy)
Lineage: Eukaryota; Metazoa; Chordata; Actinopteri; Cyprinodontiformes; Poeciliidae
Source: RefSeq, a predicted model, not a curated record